AUGUCUUGGAAAAUUCGUUGGGAAGAUCUUAAUGGAAAUGAAUUGAAGAAGGAAAAGAAGAAGUGCAGAUGCUUACGACGAUUGCAUGGAUUCAGCUUUGAAUCUGAAGCACUCCUAGGAAUUAACAAUCAUGCAUCCGUCUACAAUGAAAAAAAUUUGACAUCCAUCUCUUCGCUUCAAUUUCUUCAUUUGGAUGAAAACGAGGCAAAUUUCAGCCUUGGACGCUUUCGAUUGGAAAGUUGUAGCUCAGCACUUAUUUUCAUUCGUGAACGUUCUAAUUUGCACAACUCACUCGUAUAUAUUGUUUAGUC
Messenger RNA from Thelazia callipaeda (thelaziosis nematode), 311 nucleotides. The record is from the annotation of a GenBank genome assembly. Lineage: Eukaryota; Metazoa; Nematoda; Chromadorea; Rhabditida; Thelaziidae.